UGCACCGCAACUUCCUCUUCCUCCACCGUCCGCCCCACUCCCCACUUCCCGCCGCCGCUCUACGCCUCUUUACAUCUCUUUUACACACAGUCACACAGUAAAACGAGCCCAAACUCACAUGCUAUAUCUUUUUCUGAAACCCAACAAUCUUCCCGAAGUCCAAUUACUAUAGAAAUCCAAGAGCAAACUAGAAGAGAUAAUGGUGGGACGGUCAUGUUUAGCAGGGAUGGAGGUCCCAAUAAUCGGCAGCGAUUCUAUCAAGUGGUUUCAAGUUUCAGUUCCGUCUAAUUCAUCUUCUUCGGCUUCUUCGACAUCCGCUCCUGCUACUACUCUCAGUAGAGACUUCGCGUCCUGUUCUGCUAUUGGAAAUCCUCCUACUUAUCUCAUUUGGAAAACUAGCAAGGGUCAGCCAAAUGUUCUUGAAAUAUUAGAGGUUUAUGGUGACAAAGAAUUCCCAAAGAUUGGACUGCAGAUUUCAUUUCCGGACGCCCUCUUUCCAUUUGUUUAUAUACAACAGGAUGAGAGCAAUUUUGGUUCCGAGAAAACUUACUUGCUUUAUACCGUGACGGUUAAUGGUGUUGCCUUCCUUGUAAAACUCAAAGGACUUCACAAAUAUGCUUCUUCCUCAGUUGUUGCAUCCAAUGAGGUUGUCGAGUAUAAUACACAAGCUAAUCCACAAUGCGGAGUCAUAACAGCAGCAGCAGCUUCUUCCAGAUGUCUCAUAGUUGGGAGAAAUGAUGGAUCUAUUGGUUGUUUUCAACUUGGCUUGCUCGAUGCUACAGCUCCAGGCUUCAUGUGGGAGCUACGGGAUGAUGCUGGUUUUGGGCGAUUGUGGGGUAUAGUAUCAAGGAGCAGGAUUUCAGCUCCUGUGCAGGAUUUGGCAGUUGUAGAGGUGCACCAGAGAAAGCUUAUUUUUGUGCUUCAUUCUGAUGGGAUCUUUCGAGCUUGGGACCUUGCAAACCGGAGCAAAAUUUUCAGUCAUGCUAUUACUGUUCCAACAGUUACAGGAACUAUAUUUCUCAAAUUAUGGGUGGGUGAUGAUAACAGGGCAAUGAAUAUAAUUCCGUUGGCAAUUCUACAUAAGAAUAGUAUGGAAGUUGAGAUGAUAUCUUUUUAUGGCCUUAAUUUGGGUUUUGGGGACAAGAUGAUUUUCACACUAGAACCUUUGAUAACAGACAUCACUCUAGAAGAGGGUGGACCUGUUGAUGUCAUACUUACUUCAGACAAAGUUUGGAUACUAAAAGAAGAUGGAUUGCUCAUGCAGGAGCUAUUCUGCCAAAAAGAGGCAGUCACACAUUCAUACGGCUUGCAAGAAGCAUUUGUAGCUGAUCAGCUGUUUCAGAGUUCUGAACAUUUUGCAGAUGAAAUCCUUUGGCUAGCCCAUACAGUUUUUUCAUCUUCAAAGGAUCAAAUCUCCCAAAUUGUUUCUUCGAUAUUCUUACAUAGGUUGCUUCUUCCUGGGGUGUAUCACAGCACUGUCCUUCGGACAACAUUACAGUAUUACAACAAGCACUUUACUGAUUCUGAGUUCGAUUCCUUUACUGUGGAUGGACUGAAAAAUGAAAUCCAGUCACUCAUUGAGAAUGAGGGAUGUUCUGGAAGUCCUCUUCCAGUAUUACAGUGGUGGAAAACGUUUUGUGCCCAGUAUAGCCAUAAUUGGUGCAAAACUAAUGCAGUUUGUGGUUUAUUUCUUGAUUCAUCGACUGGUGCUGUUGGUUUGAUCAGAAAGAAUAUGUUCUCUCUAUGCCGAAUGUUGGAGGACAUUGAGCUUUUCAUCUAUGGUUCUUUUGACGAAAGUGGGAAUUCUACUAGUUCUGGAGCUGAAUUUUCCAAUGAUGAACUUGACCGAGAGAUUCUUUUUGGGGUACUUCAGUGCAUUAGCAGUGUGAGCCAACAGUUGGGCAAAGCUGCUUCAGCUAUAUUUUAUGAGUCCCUACGUAACACACCAAAUAUAUCAUGCGAAGAAGUUCUUCCUUGUUUGCUGAAGAUUUUAGAAACAGGAUACAGUGCAUCGAUAGUGUCAGUGCAUGUCUCAGAAAUUGGAGCUGAUAUUGCAUGGGAAAAGGAAGCGGCAAAUCACAAGAAUUUGAGGAAAUUUUCUAUGGAUCUGUUUCUCUCUCUUCAUGCAUUGCGCUCUAGAGCUACUUCAUGGGGCAGAGUUUUGGAUGUCAUUCAGAGCUAUUUAAGGUUUCUAGUGCCUCGAAAAAUCGUCCACAAAAUGGAUUUUCAAGCAAUCCUAAAUGUCAAUAUUUUUGCUGCAGUGCAGGCUACUUCCCAAGUUGCUAAAGUCAUGUUUGAAUCUGCACUUGAAUUACUCGUACUGCUGACUUACAUGGUUAACCUAAAUGGGAAGAUCCACAUGUCACAUGAUGAUGCUUCUAGAAUAAAGCUUGAGCUAGUCCCAAUGAUUCAAGAAAUUCUGACUGAGUGGCAUAUCAUUCAUUUUGUUGUGACCACGCCCACUGAAGCUCCUGUCUUGGAAGAUUUUAGUUAUCAACUUUCAUCCUUACACAUUGAUAACAAGAUUGAUAGGAGAUCCUUAAAUGAUAAGCUUGGAAAAUGUGACUUCACAUUGGGUUUUAUCCUAUUACUUAAUCUUCGAAGUUCUUCUGGAGAUCAGAGGCACCUCUCUUCCAGAAACCUGUCUGAUUGUUGCAGCAUAACUAAUUUAGUCCGCGAGUUCACUAGCUGGAUAAUAUGGGGAAGUAGUGGAGAAGAAUCUUCUGUUUUCUUCAUCCAUUUAAUUGAACUUGCUUUUAUCUUUCUCAGACAUGGCCAGUACAAUGCACUUGAGUAUCUUCUCAAGUUGGUGGAUGCAUACUCUCGGAAGCAGAAAAUUUGUGAAAGCCUUCAGAGUGCAGAUGGGGAAUGGCCAACUCUCCUCCAUCUUCUUGGGUGUUGCCUCAUUCAACAGACACAGCGUGGACUGCAUAGGAUGCUGAAAGAAAGAAAAAUUUCUGAAGCUGUGUACUGCUUUUAUAGAGCUGCAUCAGUGCAAGGAGCUCCUGAUGCUUUGCAAAGUUUGCCACAAGAAGCAGGAUUGGCAUACCUUGGUUUCACUGGUUGCAGCUCAGAUGCAUUGUGGAAGCUUCAUUACUAUCAAUGGGCUAUGCAGAUAUUUGAACGAUAUAAUAUAAGUGAAGCUGCUUGCAAUUUUGCUCUUGCUGCACUUGAGCAAGUUGAUGAAGCUCUUGGCAGUAAGGAUGACAGCUCUGGACAAGAUCCUCUUGAUGAAUCAGCAACUGUUGUCAAAGGACGACUGUGGGCAAAUGUCUUCAAGUUCACUUUGGAUCUGAACUUUUAUCAUGAUGCAUAUUGUGCUAUAAUUUCAAAUCCAGAUGAGGAGAGCAAGAAUAUUUGUCUGAGGCGAUUCAUCAUUGUUCUUUUAGAGCGUGGUGCAGUUAAGAUUCUUUGUGACGGCCAGCUACCUUUUAUUGGCUUAGUAGAGAAGGUUGAAAAAGAGCUUGCUUGGAAGGCAGCACGCUCAGAUAUUUUGGCCAAUCCGAACCCUUUAAAAUUGCUCUAUGCUUUUGAAGUGCAUAGACAAAACUGGCGUAAAGCUGCUAGUUUUAUUUAUUUGCAUUCUACUCAGCUUAAAACUGAAGCAGCAAAUAAAGAUAAUCAGCACAGGUCCUUUGCCCUGCAAGAGAGGCUUAAUGGGCUAUCUGCUGCUAUUAAUGCUCUGCAACUUGUUCAUCCUGCUUAUGCUUGGAUCGACUCUCUACAUGAAGAAUCCACUCACAAAAAAGAACAUUAUCCAAGUAAAAAGGCUAGGAUAACAAGGCAUGAACAGGCUCCCGCUGAUGUUGAUGGACCUCAACAUCUGUACUCCUUUUUGGAAAUUGAAGAAAUUGAGAAUGAGUAUGUCAUAACAUCUGCAGAAUAUUUGCUCUCACUAGCAAAUAUUAAAUGGACUUUUACUGGAGAUGACAAACCUCCAGAAAAUUUGGUUGACCUGUUGGUGGAGGCAAAUUUGUACGAUAUGGCUUUCACAGUGGUUUUGCGAUUUUGGAAGGAUUCAGGACUGAAGAAGGAACUUGAAAGAGUAUUUGCUGCAAUGUCAUUGAAAUGCUGCCCAACUGGAAUAAACCCCUCACUUUUUGGGAAUCAUAGGAUGCAAGGUUUUCUCUUAACUUCAUCUCAGGAAGAGGAGAGCUUGCUUGAUAUGGGAGCUAUAGCACAACAAUCCAAGGGCAAUAGUCAGUGGGAAACACUUGAAGUCUAUCUUGGAAAAUACAAACAGUACAACUCAAGAUUACCUAUAGUGGUUGCUGAAACUCUUCUUGCUUCUGAUCCACAGAUUGUUUUACCCCUUUGGUUGGUCCAAUUGUUUAAGGUUUCUCGGCAGGAAUAUGGCUUUGGAAUGAUAGGAAGUGAAUCUAGCCCUGCAUCACUGUUUCGGUUAUAUGUUGAUUAUGGCCGAUACGUGGAAGCAACUAAUGUGCUACUUGAAUAUAUUGAGUCUCUUGCGUCACUGAGACCAGCUGAUAUUAUUCGCCGUAAAAGACAAUGUGCAGUGUGGUUUCCAUACACCACUAUUGAGCGGUUAUGGUGCCAACUUGAGGAGUCAAUCAGGUUAGGUCACAUGGUUGAUCAAAGUGAGAAGCUGAAAAAGCUGUUGCAUGGAGCUUUGCUCAAGCAUCUUAAUCUAAUAAAGGUUGAUUCGGAUGAUGUGCAGUCUUUCACUGUAUAGUAGGGUUGAUAAAGUUCUGCUAAGUGUACCGGUCAGUGUCAAGAGUGACAUGGAUCAUGAGCCUCAGGACAUGGAAGUCUUCAAUCCCCAGCUCCCAUUUACCAAGCAAGUUACACAAAAUUGGAUCUCAGGUGGUGUAUACUGUUUUCAUUUUGGAUAUUGUCCUCUCCUCGUCUGCAUCUCAUGUGGCCACUGUCAACUGUAUUAUUACUGUUGAAUGCUGAGUUAUCGUAUGCUUCAAGUUCUGUGGUGUGUCACCAACUGCUUCACUUAUCAGGCAGAAAGAUAACCUUGCUAGUUGAUUCGUUGGGCCCUUAUCUUCUAUCAACUGCCAUUGCUGUAUAUAUGUCAAUCCUUUGGCCAGACAAUGUUUUUUUUUUUUUCUCAGAGAUUUCUGUUGUACAAAUCCGGCAUCUUGAGACCAGGUUUGAUUAUGUGUAGCAGUCUCGUUCCAGAAUCGCGUCACUUUAGUGAGUCUUGUAGUCGUUGUUUGUGCAAUAGAGGAUGUAGUUCUAGCUCACAUAUCCAUAUUCUUUUCUUUUGUAGCUGAAAGCGCAACCAAUUCAUCAGGGACCUUUUAGCUGACAUUUCCAUA
Coffea arabica (coffee) is the source of this 5288-nucleotide messenger RNA. RefSeq names its product nuclear pore complex protein NUP160. Gene Ontology annotation, cellular component: nuclear pore. Lineage: Eukaryota; Viridiplantae; Streptophyta; Magnoliopsida; Gentianales; Rubiaceae. Gene Ontology annotation, molecular function: structural constituent of nuclear pore. The record is from RefSeq and is a predicted model, not a curated record.